Molecule: messenger RNA, 8917 nt
Organism: Sebastes umbrosus (honeycomb rockfish)
Lineage: Eukaryota; Metazoa; Chordata; Actinopteri; Perciformes; Sebastidae
Product: TBC1 domain family member 12-like
Exons: 15
Coding region: 334-3027 (897 amino acids)
Source: RefSeq, a predicted model, not a curated record
UGGGGUAUUUUCAAGAUGGCGCUGGACCGUGGCCGGAGAGCCGCUCUGCUGCAGCAGACAGAUAAACCGUUCAGGGGAUUUCAUUAAUCUUCCAGCCGGCUGGCGACGUUAAAAACUCGCUAAAACGGAUUAAUAUAGUUGUUUUAAGAACACCAGAUAUGAUUAUGUUCCAACCUAUGAGUGUCUGGUGAACGUUUUUAAUGGCUAAAAUGGUAGUGGUAGCCCCUUCCUCCAAGAACAACACAACCUGCUGCUGCGGAGCCGCCGGCGGUUCGACCGGGCAGGAGGAGGAAAUCACGCCCGAGGAGGAGGCUCGCUCGACGGCCUGAGCUCAUGGAGACGAUGGAGGAGAACGGAGGGUCGUUUGUUGUUGAUUUGAACGAGAACGAAGAAGAGGAAGGAGGAGGAACGAGAGGUUAUAAAUCCUCACUCAAAGAGCAGCUAGCCGGUGUCAGCGGUGUUUAUGUGACCGGUAACCGGAGGAACGCCCCGGUACAACCGCCCACACAGCAGAGCCAGAGGGACAUCAUGUUGGAUCUAGUGGCGGCGGCGGAGGAGAAGAAGUAUCUCCCCGGCGACCACGGCGGCCUGAACGGAUUCACUGAGUCAUUCAACCGGGAGGAGGUCGGAGGAGGAGAAGAAGGAGGAGGUGCUUCUUGUCCAGCUGUGCUCCUCGGUGGUCCGGUUUCAGUGGAGAUGAGGCAAAACCCGGUGGGAGAGAGCGAAGGAGAAGGGGAAACCCCGGAUUCAGACGACGUUACCCCGCCUGGAGAAGAGGCCACUAGCGGCGGCUGCAUCAGGACUUUUCUCCCGCUUGAUCGACUGCCAUGCACGGGGAAACACCAGAGGAACUGCGCCUGCACCACCACAACUACCACAGCCAAGGCCCUCCAGCAUCCAGCUGUAAACAUGCCCAACGGGGAUGUUGACAGCCCCAGCUCUGCGGGGUAUUUCGGACAGAAAGGGGUGCUUUCCAGCCCGGUGCUCCUGGGACAGAGGCUGUGUUUAUGCAACGUGGACGUGGAGGAAGUGAAAGUCGCCAACGGUGGUUUGCACAUCGUGACCACCGCCAGAGCAACAUGUGACUGGCACGACUCGGACUAUCCUGCAGAAACAAACACAGACAUUAACUUUGACUUUGGGUCAAAGCAAGAAAAUAGAGCUGGGACAUUGGUGUCUCAGUGCCCGGAGGAGGAAGCUCCUGCUGCGGCAGAGCUCCCUGACUUCCUCGCCCCCUCCAAGGACUCCUCCACCCUGGGAUCAAGUGCCAAACUCCCCUCACCUUCACCUUCCUCCAACGGUGAUGACAGCCCUCUCUCUGAACCCAUCAUCAUCAUCAGGGAGGAUGAUGAGGAGGACUUCAGUGACCUCAGUUUGCCCGUCAGGCCGCAGAGUUUGAGGACUAACCCCAACAUUGUGGUGUCCCUCAGCUGUGAUGCCACCCCGUUGUCCCACGACGAGGAUGAUGGAGGGUUUUAUUUUGGAGACGAGGAGGACUUCAGGAACGUGUUGGAGGCUGGUCGCAGGCAGAGCGCCCCGGACAACCUGGCCGAGCAGACAGACAGCUCGGACCCCAAGCUGAUGCCAAAGAGGUUCGGCAUCGCUGAUUUCUUCACCAGGAGCCUGUUUUCUAGGAAAUCCAAAGAGCCCAAGGCAACGUCCCAUAAUGCAACAGGGUGGCGACUGUUUGGCAAGCCGGCAUCCAGAGAGGACGAUCCAACUGCAGACCCCGACUCCACAUCGUCCACACAGCAGGAGGAGGAGGAGGAGGAGGAGCAGCAGGAUCAGGACCCGGGUGUGUCCUCGUGUCCUCAGCUUCCCCCGGCUGCAGGGAGGAGGAAGAACCUGGAGUUUGAACCUCUUUCCACCACAGCUCUCAUUCUGGAGGACCGGCCAUCGAACCUACCUGCCAAAUCUCUGGAGGAGACUCAGAGACACAAAAUGGAGUACGAUGAGAUGGUCGCGGGAGCCAAGAGGAGAGAGAUGAAGGAAGCCCAGAGGAAGAAGCGUCAGAUGAAGGAGAGGCACAGACAGGAGGACAUCAUCUCCAACGCCAUGGUCGUCUGGAACACCGAGAUCCUGCCGCACUGGGACACUAUGAAGGCAACGAGGCGGGUCAGGGAGCUCUGGUGGCAGGGACUUCCUCCCAGUGUCAGAGGAGGAGUGUGGAGCCUCGCCAUCGGCAACGAGCUCAACAUCACACCAGAGCUGUAUGAGAUCUUCCUGUCCAGAGCCAAAGAGAAGUGGAGGAGUUACAGUGAAACCAGUUCAGUCAACGACAGUGAGAGUGACGGAGGGGCGUCUCUGGCUGACAGAGAGUCCAGUCUGGACCUCAUCAAACUGGACAUUUCCAGAACCUUCCCCUCGCUCUUCAUCUUCCAGAAGGGUGGUCCCUACCACGACCUUCUCCACAGUGUACUGGGGGCUUACACCUGUUACCGACCUGACAUUGGCUACGUCCAGGGCAUGUCAUUCAUCGCUGCUGUGCUGAUCCUCAACCUGGAGGAGGCCGAAGCCUUCAUCACCUUCGCCAACCUGCUCAAUAAACCCUGUCAGAUGGCCUUCUUCAGAGUCGACCACGAACUGAUGCUGAAGUAUUUUGCAGCCUUUGAGGUUUUCUUUGACGAGAAUCUGCCUCGUCUCUUCAGCCACUUCCAAAACAACAACCUGACCCCUGACCUCUAUCUGAUCGACUGGAUCUUCACUCUGUACAGUAAGUCUCUCCCUCUGGACGUGGCGUGUCGGGUGUGGGACGUCUUCUGCAGGGACGGGGAGGAGAGUUUGUUUCGAACGGGGCUCGGUAUCCUGCGACUGUUCGAGGACGUCCUGCUCCAGAUGGACUUCAUCCACAUUGCUCAGUUCCUCACCCGCCUGCCGGAGGACCUACAGGCACACAACCUCUUCACCGCCAUGGCCAACACACACAUGAUCAGCAGGAACCGCCGCUGGGCUCAGGUGUUUACUGCAUUGAUGAAGGAGGGAAAUAAAGAGAUGGACAAAAACACCAGCCCGGCUUUGAGAAGCUAACACUAGCCAACCUUGACGCUAACGCCACCUUUCUUCAAACUAAUCGUGAAACGCGAGCUGUGAAGGCUUGAAGCUCACGCUAGCUCGCCAUGUCAGCAACAUCGGAGGCUAGCUGUGAAGCUUGAAGCUACGUAGCCUGAAGCUAAACUCUCACCCUCUCAGAGGCGUCGCUACGAAGCUUGAAGUGAACACGAGCCAGCUGUGGAGGUGGAAGCUGACAGCAGACUUUUGGGCAAGCGACGAUCUGUGAUGGAGCCAGAGCGGGAAACCAAAGUGGGUAGUUAAUUCUUAACUUCAGUAGCCGUUGUCAGUAUUUCAACAGACAGAUUUCGGAGAAGCGACUGGUUGUUUUAGCAGCAGUGUCGCUACUCUACCAGCCUAUUAAAGCUGGAUAAUUCAAACUGACUGUCAGAUAAUAUUCUGUGUUAUUUCCCCCGCCGGCUGGGACACCACUAACACCGAGCAUUGCGCCCCGUGUAAUUCUCCUAAAAGGCUCAAAUUCUAAUUUUCGGUGCUAACGAUUUUUCUAAAGGCUUCAAAAAUUACGUCUGUGGUUUAAUAAUUAAAUGUAGGUCCUUGUAGGUUUUGAUUUCACACUAUUAUUACUUUGCCGCAUUUAAAGCUUGAACUCUGGAUCUAAAAACGAUGGGAAGCUGCAGUAGCAUGGCUGAUGCUGAUAUACUGGUUGUAGCGGAUAAAUUAGCCUCCCACUAGCUUUUUGAAAUAUUCAUCUGUAGGCAAAAUAAAAGGAAUCAUUUUGUACAAUGUAGUCUUCCUAAUAAUUACUAAGGAAUCAAAUAAUACACAUCUCAUCAGUGAUCCUAAUCAAGUACAAGCAGACUAAAUAUUUUGUGAUUUUGAUGUUUUUACAGGAAAUGAAUUAUUCCAUGGUCCACUGGGCUCAAGAAGUCUCUUUCUACAUGUGUUAAAUACUUUAAAAUAUUAUCGUUAAUAUCAAAAUCAAACUGUAAAUGGGCGGAAAUUAAUUAUUGAUUGUGGAUGUAGAAAUUCACUAUCACUGUUGGUGUUCAAUCGGACAGAUUUUUAGAUGUUUCACAGUAAAAAAAUCUCUAGAUUGUGCUAGUAAUUAAUCGACAUGAAUUCAUGAAAUGUGGAUUGGAGCUAAAAAGACACGUGUCAGCUUUUGUGUUGUUUCGGUCAAAAUUAUCAACACGUUCUCAUCCCAACUCGUCAAAUACUGACGCUUUGUCAGACCCCUCGGCAACACUUUUCGGUAAACACGUGCUUAAUGUCGUGAAUUAAACAAACACUUGCUUAGGUUUAGGCAACAAAACCACUUAGUUAGGUUUAGGAAAAUACCACAUGGUUGGGCUUAAAAUUACUACUUUUGUACGAUAAAAAUGUGACUUGACGUGAACACGGGGCACGAAUGAACAGCUGAUUGUAGCUUUAAAGUGAAGCAUAGCGCACGGGACACGAACAGCGGUCAAAGCGUCAGUAUUUGAUUUCCUGGGAAUGAGAACGAGCUGAAGUUACCAAUGAAAAUCUUGUGGAAGAACCACAGUGAGCUGACAGUAAAUGUAGGAGCGUGGGGGCCAUCGCAGUUUUCAAUCAGUGUUUCAAGGAUCCAGAUUUAUCCGAGCACUUUAUAGAUGCAGCACUGAAGCUACAUCACGAACACAAAACUACACAGAACGAGCUCAAACUAAAUGAACGGGGCAUUAAGUGCCUCACUGUUUCCCUCUCUCAGUGGUUAGAGGGAAUUAAACAAGACGACCAAGAUUGCUAGAUUAGAUAGAAACAUGUAGGCAAAACAUCACGCAGAUACCGGAGCAACAAUACUGGCUUGGCUUUUAGCUUUUACUAGUUUCAGCUUGAGAAUGGAGCUUUUUAGUCUUUGCAGCAGAACUUUUUCUCACUUGUUCCAAAAGAAAUUUCAGCAGGAGACUGGAAGUUUAUAUCGAUGAACUUAAAAACUGCCUGCACACGUUACAGCAUUACGUAUUUUUACAAACUUGCCUGAGAGAUACUUCAUUUUAACAUCAGAAUAUCUUCCUCUAGAACUUCAGAUUUUGCCUCGACAUAACUCUUCACAUGCUAAAAUACUACCCCCUCACUGUUUAUUGGCUUAACUGCAAAUUGCACACACAUAUAAUAACUCCAACUGGAACAAUAAGCCAAUUAAUCAAUUAGUUGAUCAACAGCUAUUUUGAUAAUUGAUUCAUAGUAACAGUGUCUGAAUCCAGCUUCUUAUAUGUGACGUUUUUUUACUUUUCUUUACAUGAUAUAAUUGUAAAUUUAAUUUGGACUGUUGGUCGGACAAAACAAGACAUCUCUCUGUGAAAUUAGACUUUUAAAAAUAUUUUCUUACAUUUUAUAGAUGAUAUAAUUAUGGCUGCAACUAACGAUUAUUGUUAUUAUCGAUGAUUAUUUUCUUGAUUAAUCGCUUGCUCCUAGAAAAAUGUCAGAACAAUGUCAGAAAAUAGUGGAUUACAAUUUCAUAGAGCACAAAGAAAUGCUUGUUUUGUUCGACCAACAGUCUAAAACCCAACAAUAUAUUCAGUUUAAUAUCGGAAAAGUCUAAAAAAAAACAGCAAAUAUUCACAUUUGAGAAGUUCGAACCAGCUAAAUUUUGACAUUUUUGCUUAAAAACAAUGAAUUAAUUGUCCGAAUAGCUGCAGAUCAAUUCCUUUUAGAGCUGAAACAAUUAGUCAAUUAACAGAAAAUGAAUCCAUUAAUUGAGAAAAUAGUAUACAGAUUAAUUGAUAAUAAAAAUAAUCAUUAGUCACAACCAUGUACGACGCGUUAACUUCUAAAGGAGGCACAUACGUGUGGUAGCCAUCAUGUGUCAUUAAAAGCAAGUAUAUACUUAAGUGCUCUAAAAUAAUGACAACAGCAACAAAAAUGGAGUUAAUCUCUCUGUGCUAGAAGCCCCGAGUGAUUCCAUGUGUUAAAUCUGGAUUAUAAUCUUAAAGAGGCAAUACGUCGCCUCGUCAGGUCCUGCUGCCUGUUGAAGUGCUUUACAUCACCUCCGUUUUCCGCUUCUGUCACUUUAUGUUCAACACUCCUUUGAUUUAUACACACACUAUAAAUGUAACCUUCACCUCCAUUUCAUCCCUACCUCUCAAUAACACACACACACACACACACACACACACACACACACACACAUUACUAAUGACGAAUACUUUCCACUUACCCACCAGCAAAUGAGCAGGCCUUAAAAGCUUGGACCAAGCAGCCACUUUGUAGUGUUUUCCGUGUGAACUACGGCUGCAGCUUUUUUCCGGUUGGUAAAGCAGGAAACUCACUGGAGACGACUAGCAACCCUGGAGGAAGAGGAGAGGGAGGGAGAGAAAUAGUUAUUGUUAUUAUCAAGCUAUUUUUCUUUCCUCUUCAUGAUAACUACCCAGUUUCUUCUUCAUUAUUUAUUUCAAACAAACCAGAAAGAAAAAUAACAGAGACAGCGAGCGAUUGCUGCAGCAAAUUGUAAAUUAACUGAUUGGAGAGUAUCACAUGUUAAUACUUUUAGAAGACAAUAAAACUUAAUUAAACGACAAAAGUUUGAGCAAAGACAGUGAGAGGUGUUGAGGGUCAGAACGUCUCUCAGCCAACCUCUUACGGACCUCCAGGCUGCCUCUUUUCUGGUGAGUUUUUCUGCGUCGUACCCGUGUUACACCAAAAUGACUCCAUAAAUAAGGGUUUGUUGUUCUACAUCAACCAACCAGAAGCCAGUGUGCACGUGUCCAAGUUGGUAUCAGUGUUGUUUUUUGGGGGGGGGGAAACUCACCAUCGAGCUGUAUUGUUUGUGUUGAUGUUUGUAUGAACUGCCAAACGCUGCGUUCAUUGAAUCACAUGGUCUAGAUUCAGUGGAGGUGAUUUAGAUAUUUUUUUGCUUUGAGGUAAAAAAUACAGAUUGCUUUAAGCUCCUUCAGCUAUUUAGGAAGUUAACUAAGGAAGUUGUGUGUGUGUUUUCAAAAAUAAAACUUGACCAAAGUGUUAAUCAAUGAUGGAGACUGAGAAUUAAAUCAGAUUAUUUUAAGUCAGUAAACAUAAUAAAUACAUAAUAAACACGUAUGACAAAUUUAAAGAUAAAAAUGUGCAGUUUUCACUCACAUUGCAUUGGUUCCUCAGUUUAAAAUUAGCACUUUCUCAUUUACUCUCAAAACACCUCCAGUGGAUCUACACACUUCUGUUUCAGUGAAUAAUAAUGAAUCAGAGAAAGGCAAUAUAAAAUAAUUAGCACUUUGUGAACAUGAGCUGUUUUCUUUAACAGGUACACUAAUUACACUGAGCGCAAUGACGCUCAAUAAUGAACUUGCAGUAAGAUGCAAAGAAACAGACUUGUUAAUGAAGUCAUUUCCCAUUAAGAUAAUGAAUUAAUGAACAGGUUUCCAUUAAUCCACCUUAAAUCUGGUCUCCUAACACAAACCAGAUGUGACCAGUGUGACUCCUGUGGUUGAUUUUUGUAUGAAAACACUUUUUUGAAUUCUUAUUUUCAACACAUCUGUGAGUUUGGGUGCAACGCGUCUUUUAAAAUUGUGUGUCAACAGCCUGGUUUAUUAAAGCUAUUUCCAAUUUUCAGUUUGUCUCAUGGAUUCCCGAGAAGGUUUUCUAAUCCUAAAAAUAAUCUCAACCCUUAAAAUUGGACUUUAAAAUAGCUAAAAUUGGAGUUACAUGGUUCUUAAACCACAAUGAUAUCCAUUUGAAACCCAGAAAUCCUCAAUCUGCAUCAAAAACAUUAUUUUUCAUAUUAAAUAAAGACCAAAAAUCAAGCUUAAGAUCCCCAAAUGGAAAAAAAAUUGUAGGUUUAAACACCUUUAAUUUAUUUUAUGGUCUUUUUUUAAGGCUGAUCCAGAUAUGUUUAGAUUGAUCCUGUCGACCGUUAAGGUUUUGUUCCAGUAUUAAUAUGUAUUAUACGCUAUCGGAAUUGUUUGUUGUCAUGUCAUUUAAUUACAAAUAUUCAGUUUCUCUGAGCAUUUAUUGUCAGUGUCUAAAAAAUGUUUACACCAUAAUGGUUAAAAGUUCUAUAUACGGGAUUCAGAGCAUUAAUAUAGCAGCAAACAACUAUUUGCUAUGUACAGAUAUAGUGAAGUAAUGUCUAACGCACUGUCGCCGUUGUUUGCCCUGUUAGCACCGUUAACCGCUAGCUCAGCCGUCGCCAUGUUGAGAGCCGUGUGGAGGCAACAGAAAUGCUCUGAAUUCCGUAUACAGAACCGUCAACUAAAAACUAAACAUUAAGACGGAUUAAAUUAUUAGUGUUACACGACUGAGCAAACUAUAAAUUCAAAAUGUUUUCAGACUUUCUCAGUAUCCAUGCUCAGUAAUGAUCAUUCUGACUGGACAAACUGAAAUAAAAUAUCCGCUGUUGUCGGCAUAUAUUUAGUGUUGAGAAGUAACACCAUAUCCCAAACUAGACACACAGAUGUGUUGAUGAUGAAAGAGGCUACUCUCUGUGUGUGUUUGUACUCAUCUUCACUCUUUUAGACUCCUCGAUUUGGAAGAUAAAAGUGCAAUACGGUCUUGUUUUUAGGCAAGAGAUACAUAACAGUAAUUCAGCGUACUUACCCAGAAUCCUCAGCAGGUUGGCUUAACGUUCCCUCGUCUCACCUCACUCCAGAUCAUUGAUGAAAUAUUCAGACAGCUGCAGAGGGAAGAUGAGAUUAAUGUGAUAUUCCCCCCUCAUAUGUUCCAUGUAUUCAUUUUUAUUUAAGUUUCAUCAGCAUUCUCAGUUGUAUUUUAUACUUUCAUGUGGAUUCAUUUAGCUUUUUAUUUUAUGCGUUUUAUUAUUUUCUUGUCAAAUUUCAGUGUACAGUUUUUUUUUUUUUCAUAAUGCCUUACAGGUGAUGUAAAUAAACUGUAAAAAUGUUCUUUCUUUUCAUAUAAUGGCCACUAGUUGAAUGUGUAAAUAAAUAUCUCAGUAAACUAA